CAACGUUCUACAUGUGUGCAUAGUUUCAAAAAAAUCGGCGUGCAACAUUUGGGCAGUGUUACUUGUAGGUACAACCCGGGCCCUUUUAACCGUUGUUACGUCGAUGGGUCCCCUAAAAACAUAGCGGCGAAUCGGAAACCAAUAAAUCAAAGGUGCCGACAGAGUGUCUAUUGUCCCCCAUACCCCCAUACUGUUUAUACUGUGGACAUGCUGAGCGCAGCGUGCAGCGUGCGCUCGCCGCUCACGGCUCAGUUCUCAGUUCUCACUGUUCUCAGUAGUCAGUGCGCUGUCGUGCUUAUACGCCUGCACUCUUGCACACGCUUUGGUUAGCGGGGUAUCGCGUUUGUCACCUGUCGGUUUUUCAUUUCAGUGAUUGUAUGUACAUAAUAUAAGAGAGAAGACUGACAAUUAGUGACAAUGUCGGAAGCACCGGCAAUUGGCAUUGACCUGGGCACCACGUACUCGUGCGUGGGUGUCUUCCAGCACGGGAAGGUCGAGAUCAUCGCCAACGACUGGGGCAACCGGACCACGCCGAGCUAUGUGGCAUUCACCGACACCGAGAGGCUGAUCGGCGACGCGGCGAAGAAUCAGGUCGCCAUGAACCCCAGCAACACCAUCUUCGAUGCGAAGCGUCUGAUCGGUCGUCGUUUCAACGAUGCGACGGUGCAGAGCGACAUGAAGCACUGGCCGUUCACGGUGGUCAGCGAUGGUGGCGAACCAAAGAUCAAGGUAUCCUACAAGGGUGAGAUGAAGACCUUCUUCCCCGAGGAGGUGUCCUCCAUGGUUCUGACAAAGAUGAAGGAGACCGCGGAGGCGUACCUGGGCAAAACAAUAACAAACGCCGUCAUUACUGUGCCAGCUUAUUUCAAUGACUCUCAGAGGCAGGCGACAAGGGACGCCAGCGCUAUGGCUGGCCUGCACAUCCUCAGGAUAGUAAACGAGCCUACGGCCGCCGCGAUAGCCUACGAUCUCGAUAAGAAGGCUGCGGGCGAGAAGAACGUCCUGAUCUUCGACUUGGGCGGUGGUACCUUCGACGUGUCGAUUCUGACGAUCGAAGAUGGCAUCUUCGAGGUGAAAUCCACCGUCGGCGACACGCAUCUCGGCGGCGAAGACUUCGACAAUCGAAUGGUGGACUACUUUGUGCAAAAUUUCAAGAAGAAGUAUAAGAAGGACGUGAGCCGCAACAAGAGGGCCCUGAGACGCUUGAGGAUUGCCUGCGAGAGGGCAAAGAGAACGUUGAGCUCGUCAACGCAGGCGAGCAUUGAGAUCGACUCGUUGUUCGAGGGUAUCGACUUCUACACGUCCAUUACUAGGGGUAGGUUCGAAGAACUCUGCGCAGAUAUGUUCAGAAGCACCCUCCAACCUGUAGAGAAGGCGCUCUGGGACGCGGAGAUGGACAAGGCUCAAGUUGACAGCAUUGUUCUAGUCGGUGGCUCUACUAGGAUACCAAAGAUUCAGAAGCUACUUCAAGAUUUCUUCAACGGCAAGGAACUGAACAAGUCUAUCAAUCCGGACGAGGCCGUUGCCUAUGGCGCGGCAGUUCAGGCGGCAAUUCUGCACUCCCGGUUGAUUGUCCAGGAAUUGUAUGGGGAGAUUCACGAGGAGGUCCGAGAUCUGCUUUGGCUGGACGUGACUCCGUUGUCGUUGGGUAUCGAGACCGUCGGUGGCGUCAUGACUGCCUUGAUCAAGAGGAACACAACAAUACCAACGAAACGGACCCGGACGUUCACCACGGACUCCGACAAUCAACCGGGAGUGCUUAUCCAGGUCUACGAAGGAGAGAGAGUGAUGACGAAGGAUAACAACAUUCUCGGCAAAUUCGAGCUGACGGGUAUACCUCCGGCGCCUAGGGGUGUACCGCAAAUCGAAGUCACCUUCGAUAUCUACAUUAAUGGCAUGUUAAGUGUCUGUGCGAUCGAAAAAUCUACGGGCAAAGAAAAUGAGAUCACGAUUACCAACGACAUGAGUCGUUUGUCGAAAGAGGACCUAGAAAGCGUAAUAUAUAGGGAAGACCGCUCGUUGGCACUGGCUUGUUACACAUCUUCGCCUAGAGGCUAGAUCACUGUAUGCGAACGCGUUCUCUCCGGGGUGUGCGUCGUAGCCAUCCUUCUCGUAGGGAACGAUCCGCUCGUCAAUGUAAUCCGGACGAUAUUGGUAUAUUAAUAAUGCACGAAGUUUUGUAUGAUGGAAAUCUCUAGUGUUGACUUGUCGACCUUCUUUCAAUCUUCUUCAGCAAUUUAUUUUAAGCUAAGGAGAAAUAAUCACACGUCUACCAUGUGUGUGCUUAUAUCGAAAAAAAACGAGCUUUAUUUGGCCCAACGACUAUAUUACAAUCUUAUGAUACAGUAAACAUUUAAAACCGGGAUAAAACGAUAACGUUGUACAUCGAUUUUUAUAAAUCAGGCGGCAAGUCGAGUAUUGAGUAUCAUCAGAGAAAUGCAGGCUGUGUUACGCGAUAUAAGUUCAUAUCUUUUCUUCGUCCUUUGC
Molecule: messenger RNA, 2487 nt
Organism: Temnothorax curvispinosus
Lineage: Eukaryota; Metazoa; Arthropoda; Insecta; Hymenoptera; Formicidae
Product: heat shock 70 kDa protein cognate 4-like
Exons: 3
Coding region: 418-2058 (546 amino acids)
Biological process (GO): vesicle-mediated transport; cellular response to unfolded protein; protein refolding
Cellular component (GO): cytoplasm; cytosol; plasma membrane
Molecular function (GO): heat shock protein binding; misfolded protein binding; ATP-dependent protein folding chaperone
Source: RefSeq, a predicted model, not a curated record